Messenger RNA from Alosa alosa (allis shad), 2388 nucleotides. Its product is annotated as ethanolamine kinase 1-like. The transcript has 8 exons. Bases 132 to 1190 code for a protein of 352 amino acids. Lineage: Eukaryota; Metazoa; Chordata; Actinopteri; Clupeiformes; Clupeidae. Gene Ontology annotation, molecular function: ethanolamine kinase activity. Gene Ontology annotation, biological process: phosphatidylethanolamine biosynthetic process. The record is from RefSeq and is a predicted model, not a curated record. Gene Ontology annotation, cellular component: cytoplasm.
AAACAUUGCACUUUGAUAAGCUGUCAACCUUGACAGAUCGACAGAUGGGCUAUAGCAACCAAAGCAAUCCAGCUGUUAUUGUAGCUAAAAUAGGCUCCCUUUAAGUAAAAAGUUUAAAGUCCCUUUAAACAAUGGAGACCAUAACUGGGCUUCUUCACCUGAAGAUAAGCGUUAAGGAAGAGGAGCCCCACAGUGGCGUCAUGGAGCUGCUGAGGAUUCUUAGGCCUAAGUGGAGGACAGAGGACAUAAAGACUAAGGUCUUCACAGAGGGCAUCACCAACCAGUUGAUGGGCUGUUACACAGGCUGCCUGCGAUCAUCGGAUGAUGUGGUGCUGGUGCGAGUGUAUGGCAACAUGACUGACCUCUAUCUGGACCGGCACAAAGAGAUGGACAUGUUUCAGAUACUUCAUGAACACGGUUGUGGCCCCAAACUGUACUGCAGCUUUGACAACGGCAUUUGUUAUGAGUUUUUGCAUGGCAUGGUGCUGGAUGGCCCACUGCUGAGACAGCCAGACAUUUACAGACUAAUUGCUGGAGAAAUGGCAAAGAUCCACAGCAUUAAGCCAAGGACAAGCUCUCCCCCUCAGGUUGUCCUCUGGACAAAAAUGUCUCAGUUCCUCCAGCUUGUUCAGGAAUCUGAGAAUGAGACACCAAUGCUAAGGUCUUUGUGUGUCCCAGGGGCAGCCAGCGUGGAGGCUCUGAGAAGUGAGAUGAACGAGUUAAAAAGACACCUUGGUCACGUUUACUCUCCCUCAGUGCUGUGUCACAAUGACCUUCUAACAAAGAAUAUCAUCUACAAUGACACAAAAGGCUCUGUGAAAUUCAUUGAUUAUGAAUAUGCGGAUUUUAACUAUCAGGCGUUUGAUAUUGCCAACCAUUUCAAUGAAUUUGCAGGAGUGACCACAAUUGACUACGGUCUGUACCCUAGCGUGGCACUCCAGCUGGACUGGUUGACCUCUUACCUACGGAGCUCUAGGAGCAUCACCGGCAAAGGCAGCGCAGUCUCAGAGCAGGACGCAAAGAACCUGUACGUCACCGUUUGCAAGUUUUCUCUGGCCUCACACUUCUUCUGGGGCUUAUGGGCCAUUCUUCAGGCCAGAUAUUCAACUAUCAAUUUUGACUUCAUCAAAUAUGCCCAUGCCAGAUUUAAGCGUUAUUUUGACAAAAAGGAAGAGUACUUCGGGAUGUAAACACAAACAUACACAAAGUUGCUUCAGCCAAUGAUGUCCCAAGGUUUUGUAAGCAGUGAGCUACCAAAUACAAUGGAAAAUAUAAUUUUAAUGUUUAUAUCUGCUCUCAUUUUAUGCUAAGGAAUUCUCUCAGUUGGUCAGCAAUAAACUUUCCAUCACACCAUUGCAUCAUUUCUAAUGGAGAAUUGGAUGGGCUACAGCCUUGUUUUGGACUGUUAGACAAUUAGACAAACUGUACAAACAUUAUGACAAUAGAAGAUCAAGUAUGAGUUGGAUAGGGACCCGGCAUCUUUUAAAAUAAACAAUUACAUUUAAAUGUUGAAUUUUAAUUUGCCCCAAGUUGCAUCUGAAAAUCUGAACAGCUCUGCAGACCAAUGGUCAUCAAAAUGCUGCUCUCAUUGAAACUGUUCAGAGAAGCCUAAUCCAAAAAAAUGUUUUGAAAGGCAUCUACAGUAUCUGAGAUAACCUCCUUAGCAGACAAACAUUGAAAUUCACUGAGUCAAGUAUGAUUUCUGUCCUUUGAAGCACUAUUGACAAAUACAAAGGCAAACUGAAGUAACUGUGGUAACUUAACAAACCCAGCUGUAAAUCAGCAAUUCAACUGGUGACUUAACUUAAAUACUGUGUAGUUACUGGUUUAGGUUGGUUAGGUGUACUUAGGCUGUAGUUUCUCUGUAGUUACUAACUUAUUACUGGUGGAAAUCACCCAGUAACUUACUAUUAAUUUACAGCAUAAUUAAGUGAAUUUAAAUCCUUAGUAAUUUAGGGACUUUGCAAGGGUUUCCCUUGAAUCAGUACUACAGAAUGGUUUGUAAUGUCAUCCAUGCAGUGUAUUUUGAUGACUGGCCCUUGACAAGCACAGUGUUAACUACUGUAUCCAGACUCAGUAUCAAAGAGAGCACUACCUUUGAUGCUUUUCACACCAUACUUCAGAAAUGUUUGAAGUAUCGAAAUUGGUUGUAAUUAUAUGCAAUUCCCUUGAACCAAAAAAUGGUUGGGGGAAAAAAUGUGCCCUGAAGGUUAGACAUCUGAAUUCUGCAGGUCAGAUUAAUCGGUUUCAAAAGGACAGAAGAGUUGUGAACUCAAAGCUGAAAGAAUAUCUAGUUAACAUCAGUUUGUUCAAGUGCCAGUCUUUCAUAUUCUUGUUUGAGCUGAAAAAGUUUUAAAAAAAAAUAACAAAGAAACCUAGAGCAACAAA